AGACUAAGAACUUACAGGUUCAUAAAAUCACUUCAAGGUUCAAUGACAAAGUGUAAAAAGUUCACUGACUGUGUGAAACUUUGGUCAGAGGGAAUAGAAGAGACGAUAAAUGUCAGCCAAAAGAAAAGUCUGUCGGAGCAGGCAGGAUGUCUGUGACCAUGACCAAGGCUGAAGGGGUCACUGUGCUCACUUUGACCUCGGACCCCCAAAGUGUUUUACCUCCAAUAUGCCAAAUCCUCAAAGGCCUUUGUUACAGCCCUAUAUGCUGCUCUGUGUCCCAGCAUCUGAAGAAGCUCCAGGGCUCAUCUCAGUCAGUCCUGGGGGCUCUGCAAAUCAUGAUUGGUUUGCUGAACAUCGGCCUCGCAGCGAUCCUCUGCUCUGGGUCUGGCUCUUGGUCGCAAAUGGAUGAAUACAAGUAUCCCUUUUGGAUGGGAGGACUGUUUAUUUUAUUUGGUGUCGUGAGCAUCGUGUCUGAGAAGCGUCCAAGUCCCUGCCUGGUGAGUAAACCAGCUUUAUAAAAUCCUCCUGUUAGCUUUCAUUGAGUCGC
Labrus bergylta (ballan wrasse) is the source of this 547-nucleotide messenger RNA. The record is from RefSeq and is a predicted model, not a curated record. NCBI's taxonomy places the organism in Eukaryota, Metazoa, Chordata, Actinopteri, Labriformes, Labridae.